Molecule: messenger RNA, 669 nt
Organism: Schizophyllum commune H4-8
Lineage: Eukaryota; Fungi; Basidiomycota; Agaricomycetes; Agaricales; Schizophyllaceae
Exons: 3
Coding region: 149-484 (111 amino acids)
Source: RefSeq, a predicted model, not a curated record
CCACCAGCACCGACGAGCUACCACCCCACCUUGCCGCGGACGUACCCAACACCGUCAACGUCGUCGCCUGCAACAGCCCGAUGACUGCGACGGUGUUGGGUACGUCCGCGGCAAGGUGGGGUGGCAGCUCGUCGGUGCUGGUGGAUGGAUGGGACUUCACCUCCCUCCCCAUGUCAGUGUCGUCGAGCCCACACUCGCCUGCCGCCGGCCCCCGACGCGCGCCAUGCCUGCAAGAUCUGGGCGGGUGCGAGGACUAGUGGCUGAGUGGCGCGCCGGAAUGGCAGCCCUGCUACGAUUUGUUCGCGGGAGACCUGAGCGCGACGGUGCUGCCGUCGUCGUCUGCUCAUCGCCCUCAUCGAUCGGUACGUCCUUCGCUUCUCGCUUUUGUACACUCACUGACAACGACCUUCUCGCCGGCCCUCACCGGAGUCUCAUGACCCGCCUCUUCUCCUCGACGUCGCCCUCGGCCACCGUUCCCGCCUAGCGUGGUUCCUUCGAACCUUCUCGCCGCCGCACUCGUGCCCUGCAUUUGUACUCGAGCUCGCUAUCGCCUUCAUAUAUCCUACUUACUCACGGUCUGCACAUGUAUAUCUCACACGUUGUCGUCAUGCUGCAUCAUUGCCACGAAAUUGAACGGUUUUCUCUCAACUUAUCAGCCCCCACGCGUGC